GGGGCUUGGUGACGUCGCCGCGGUUGCAGUGAAUGCAGACGGAGCAGCCGGAGGAGGAUGGAGCAGAGAGCAGAGAGAGGGAUGUCUAACAACGCGGGCAGACACAUCUAAAAAUCUCUCUGCCACAUUUAGGACCCUUGUCUGUAAUUUACACCCAGACUGCGGCUUUUUCUUCUUUCUUUUUUUUCCUCUCCUGUUUUUUUUUUACGAGCAUUUAACCAGCUGACACAUGCGCAGGAGCCCACUUCACAUAUCUGUCUGUCAACACACCGGGGUUUGGACUGUUUGUCACAGAAAAUACUGUUGAAAAUCAGUCAGUACAAAUACAUAUUCCGCGAGGUUUGAGUCGGUCACACCUUGUCUCGGACUGAACCUGUCACCGCCUCAGUCAACAUGGAUGAAGACAAUCACGUUCCUGAGGAUCUGUCCCUGGAGGAGAGGGAUGAGCUGUCAAACAUCCGACGCAGGAAGAGAGAGCUGCUCGACGAUAUCGAGAGGUUGAAGUUUGAGAUAGCAGAGGUCAUGACGGAGAUCGAGCAGCUGACGUGUGUUGGAGAAAGUAAAACCUCCCAGAGAAACAAACAGAUCGCCAUGGGCAGAAAGAAAUUCAACAUGGAUCCAAAGAAGGGAAUCCAGUUCCUGCUGGAGAACGACCUCCUCCAGCACACUCCUGAAGACAUCGCACAGUUCCUCUACAAAGGCGAGGGUCUCAACAAGACUGUCAUCGGAGACUACUUGGGCGAGCGGGAUGACUUCAACAUCAAGGUGCUGCAGGCUUUUGUGGAGCUGCACGAGUUUGCAGACCUCAACCUGGUCCAAGCACUACGGCAGUUCUUGUGGAGUUUCCGUUUGCCGGGUGAAGCCCAGAAGAUCGAUCGUAUGAUGGAGGCGUUUGCCUCGCGGUACUGCCAAUGCAACCCCGGAGUCUUCCAAUCCACAGAUACCUGCUAUGUGCUGUCAUUUGCUAUCAUCAUGUUGAACACCAGCCUACACAACCCUAACGUCAGAGACAAGCCCCCUGUGGAACGCUUCAUUUCAAUGAACAGAGGCAUCAAUGAAGGAGGAGAUCUGCCAGAGGAGCUUCUCAGGAAUCUUUACGACAGCAUCAAAAACGAGCCAUUCAAGAUCCCAGAGGAUGAUGGGAAUGAUCUGACGCACACAUUCUUCAACCCCGACAGAGAAGGCUGGCUCUUAAAGCUUGGCGGCAGGGUGAAGACGUGGAAGAGACGGUGGUUCAUUCUGACUGACAACUGCCUCUAUUACUUUGAAUACACAACAGACAAAGAGCCUCGUGGGAUUAUUCCUCUGGAGAACCUCAGUAUCAGAGAGGUGGACGAGCCCAGGAAACCUAACUGUUUCGAACUCUACAACCCCAACCACAAAGGUCAGGUGAUAAAGGCCUGUAAGACAGAGGCGGACGGCCGGGUCGUUGAGGGCAACCACGUUGUGUACAGGAUAUCGGCCCCCACGCCCGAGGAGAAGGAGGAGUGGAUCAAAUCCAUCAAAGCGAGCAUCAGCAGGGAUCCUUUCUACGACAUGCUGGCCACCAGGAAGAGAAGGAUAGCCAAUAAGAAAUGAGGACUGUCCACCUUCAACACCUUCAUCUCCUCCAUUUCUGUGACCUGCAGAGUCCUCCUGUGUGUGUUAGUGUGUGUUUUUGUGUGUGUGACGGGGGAGCCAUGAAGACCUCCCCUUGUUCUUUCAGGACUGCACAGCAGGCAGUGGACACAGGUGGGCGUUUAUUUCAGACUGAAAUGGACCGUCUGCGCCUCAAUUCAUGGUUGCUGUGAAUGUGAAGUCCUUGUUACAUCUGCACAGACUUUGAGGGACUCUUUGUGCAGAAUCUUUGAACAAAUGGAGAAAGGACCGGAGUCGAUGGGAACGCUUAGUAUAACGUGGCUGUGACAAGAUCGCCCUCUGCUGGAUGCAUAAGGAAUUUUACAGUCACCUUAAUCAUCCUCAGAAAGCUGCGAACACUAACAAUAUCUUUUGUAGUAUCCACACUACAAAAAGCCUCAAGCUUCUAAAUCAGCUGGUCUGAUUUAAAGCCAUCAAGUGACUGUAUCUGUAUAUGCAAACAGAUUAACUCUGAAAAAAAAGAGAGAAACAUAAGCUCAUACAUGUUUUCAAUUUAGUUUGUUUCAUUACCUCAUAAGGCACAGAAGUUAAAGUUCAGAUUCAGAUAUACUGUACAUCAUUUUGAGUGUAGUGACCCUUUAAGUGACCACAGUUUUACUCCAUCAUGUUACAUAUUGAAGAUCCUCCUCUUUGAUCAAGUUUAAUUCUUUUGUAUUUAUUUUCUGAAUUUUGUUUAACAAAAAGAGGCAGCCACCAUUUGACAUUAUGCAUGUAUAGUAGUAGAAGAUGUACAUACAGUUCUUUUUCUUUGUGUUUAUGUAGCAUGUAAAUCAUAACGGCUGUAGCCUUUACCCGUUCACCUUUUUUUGUUCAAAAGAUAAGAGUUUACGAGUGUGGAGGGGGGGCAGCAGUGAGCCUUCCUCACACUGUGUCAUUAUUACUGGACAUCAGAUAUACACCAUGUGAUGUGAAGAAAAGGAGGUGUUUUUAAAGAGAAUACAGGAAACAAGCGGGUUCAGAAUACCUUUCAAUACUGUGCAAAUGCCGACUGGAAUCUGAGGAUUUUUCCCCCACCACCAAACAGAUCAAACGGAGUCGCAGCCUAACCUGAGGUUAUGAGAUGCAGUCUGAAGUUUAAACAUAGUUUGAUCUUCAUUUGGGGGGG
Labrus mixtus (cuckoo wrasse) is the source of this 2743-nucleotide messenger RNA. Its product is annotated as cytohesin-3-like. The record is from RefSeq and is a predicted model, not a curated record. Bases 394 to 1578 code for a protein of 394 amino acids. Gene Ontology annotation, biological process: regulation of ARF protein signal transduction. Gene Ontology annotation, molecular function: guanyl-nucleotide exchange factor activity. The transcript has 13 exons. Lineage: Eukaryota; Metazoa; Chordata; Actinopteri; Labriformes; Labridae.